Messenger RNA from Cuscuta europaea, 3086 nucleotides. Lineage: Eukaryota; Viridiplantae; Streptophyta; Magnoliopsida; Solanales; Convolvulaceae. The record is from the annotation of a GenBank genome assembly.
CAAAUAUAGAAGUAAACCCUAACAGUAGAAAAUCCUAAAACAAGCGACGGGCCCCAACAUCCGUCUUCACAGCUGCCCACAAGAGGCGAAGCGACUGUGGAGUUCCGCUUCCACCAUUGUGAUCCACCUUCUGCAGAAAUAUUCUCCAAAUGAUCAUCGACUCCCUGCUACUCAGCUUAGUCGGAAGCGCAACUGUUUGAUUACUUUAAACGGAAACCUAACGCUCUUACUCCGUCUGCAAGCUCUACAUUGACUCCUCAGUCCUCAGCAUCUCGCCAUUGCCGGAAAGUAUCUUCGUUCUGAACGAAUUCUGUGCGUCCAUUCAAGGUUGUGAUUGCUGCAUUGUUCUAGAUAAAAAUGGCUCCAAGUCCAAGAGUUGUAAAAGCCUUUCGGGCAAUGAAGGAUAUUGGAAUCUCUGAACACAAGGUGAAGCCAGUGCUAAAAAACCUUCUGAAGUUAUAUGAUAAAAACUGGGAGCUCAUUGAAGAGGAGAAUUAUAGAGCCCUAGCAGAUGCCAUUUUCGAAAAGGAAGAAGCACAGGCUGUAAAACCCAAGAAGCCUGAGAAUAUUGAAUUAGCGGGAGCUUUGGAUGAAGAAGCAACACUCGAGGAGCCGGAACGACCGCUUAAGAGAUUGCGUUUAAAAUAUCAAGAAAGUCAGCCUGCACCUUCCCAGAACGACUCUAGUGCCACCUUGACCACCACUGCAUUGUUAAAGCCUAAGCUUGAGGUUGAUGAUCUUCCCAAUGAUCAUCACAGUCAUAGUCGCUCCCAGGGUGGCACUAAGGACUUGCCUCAGCCCAGUCAUGGUGGCAGGGCAGGUUCUUCUCAUCCCAUUCAAGCCAGAAACAAAGGAAAACAACCUAUGAUGACUGCUGGUCCUCUUGCUUUGAUCAAGCCCAAGGAUGAGCCUUUUACUGAUGAUAUGCCACACUACGAGGCCCCUAUUGCUAUUAUUCCUGCUGAGCCGGUGAGCAAUGGUGACGCUGAUUCAGCAAACAGAAACCAUUUGCCCCUAGAUCAAAUUGCUCACCAAGAAACCUUAGCAAUAAAUUCCAAUGUGGGGAAAUAUGCAACGACUGAUAUUGCAUCAAAUCAACAGUUGGAAAAGAUUGAUGAUCAAGAAACCUUAGCCGUUAAUUCCAAUGUGGGGAAAGAUGCAAGGAAUGAUAGCACAUCAAACCAGCACUUAGAAAAGAUUGAAGAAGACAGACUUUCAUCUAACCUGGAUAUUGCUUCCUCUCGGUACGGAGAAGUGAAAAUCUCCAUAAAUUGUGCUCCUGUUGUUGGAACCAAUUUUCAUUUGCCUAGUUUAGAAGCGGUGCUUAAAUUGAUGGAAGAUAAGUGCCUGAGAGCUUAUAAAAUUCUGGACCCAAACUUUUCUGUGACGAAGUUGAUGGAAGAUUUUUGUGAAUGUGUCUUAGAUUUGGGCACCACCAAGUUGUACAAUGAAAAUCAGGAAGCAACAAAUGCAACGUCACAAGCUGUUAAUCAGCUGGAAGCAUCUUUAAUGGAAGAUAAAAAUUUCGAAUCUUCGAGUAUGCUUCCUGAUUCUACAAAUGAACUGUUGAACUUUGAAAAUGAUGCUUUAUUGGCACAACCACAAAUGACAAAUCCACCACUAUCUAGCAACGGUGUACAUAGCAACACACUACCAGAUGAAUGCGUUUCUGAGAAAAAUAAAAUAUGUGCCGAGGAUUAUAUUGAAAAAACAAAACAUCAGAGUAUGGCUGUGGUGGGGUCAUGUAAUUUUUCUUAUGAUAAAGUCUCGGUUCUCCAAGGUGUUAUUGAUAUUACUAAUGGGCAAGAGAAGAUGAUGAUUUCAAUAGUGAAUGAGGUUAAUAAUGAGUGUCCCCCACUGUUCCACUAUAUACCUCAGAAUGCAGUUUUUCAGAAGGCAUAUGUAAAUUUAUCUUUGGCUCUUAUUGAUGAUCAUCAUAGCUGUCCAACUUGUGCUGGUGAUUGUCUGUCAUUGGAUGCGCCUUGUGCUUGUGGUCAACUAAGAAGUGGUGCUUUUGCAUACACCAAACAUGGCCUUAUCAAAGAAGAGCUCCUGCAAACAUGUGUUUCAUUGAAUCAGGAUCCCAAAAAGCACAACCAGUUCUUUUGCAGGGAGUGCCCCGCCGAGAGAUCCAAAAAUGAUGACACUUUAGAACCUUGCAAAGGUCAUUUGGGGAGGACAUUCAUUAAGGAAUGCUGGUGGAAAUGUGGGUGUAGCAAGCAGUGUGGGAAUCGUGUGGUCCAACGUGGAAUAAGUCGAAAGUUACAGGUAUUUAUGACAUCUGAAGCUAAAGGAUGGGGCUUGCGUACCCUUGAGGACCUUCCUAGAGGUGCAUUUAUUUGUGAGUUUGUUGGAGAAAUUCUUACAAAUGCUGAAUUCUAUGGCCGUGUUUCAAAAAGCCCUAAUGGUGAGAAGCAUUUUCAUCCUGUUCUGCUUGAUGCUGGUUGGGGUUCUGGAGGCUUACUAAAAGACGAAGAAGCUCUUUGUCUAGAUGCCACACACUAUGGAAACAUUGCAAGGUUUAUUAAUCACAGUACAGAUGCUUUGAUUCAAAUUUGGUAGAGAUUCCCAUUGAAAUUGAGAGCCCCAAUCGCCACUACUAUCAUCUGGCUUUCUUCACUGCAAGGGAAGUUAAAGCAUUGGAAGAGCUUACUUGGGAUUAUGGGAUCGACUUUGAUGACCUCGACCAUCCUAUAAAAGCAUUUCAGUGCGAAUGUCAAAGUCAGUUCUGCCGAAAUAUAAAGCGAUCAAGCAGGUCUAGAGGAAGGAGAUGAAACAAGACCAUUUUGGGGAUAGCUGGAAGCCCUUGUGAAUCUGCUGUUUUUGCCAAAAGCCAAAAUUGUUAUUCCAUAUUAUAUAACCUUUUGGCAGUUUUUUUGUAGUUGUUCAGUGUACAUUAAUUGCAGCAAAUAUUUAAGGUGUAGGGCCUAGGGAGGGGAUUGACUGCUGAAGUGAAAUAUUUUCAGGGCAGCAUCUGUAUGACUCAUAUCUCCUGUUUCUGUAACUACCAUCGGUUAUUAUUAUACUUCGUGAAGUAGAUGAAUAUAUGAUGGUAAUGUUAGUUAAGUCUCCAGCUUUUAUAACUA